AUGUCUGUCAUGGACCUCGCCAAUACUUGCUCCAGCUUUCAGUCGGACCUGGAUUUCUGUUCAGAUUGCGGCUCGGUCCUGCCUCUGCCCGGGGCUCAGGAUACGGUCACCUGUAUUCGCUGUGGCUUCAACAUCAACGUUCGGGACUUUGAGGGGAAGGUUGUGAAGACUUCGGUUGUGUUCCACCAACUGGGGACAGCCAUGCCUAUGUCGGUGGAGGAAGGGCCUGAGUGCCAGGGACCUGUGGUUGACAGGCGCUGCCCUCGAUGUGGUCAUGAAGGAAUGGCAUACCACACCAGACAGAUGCGUUCAGCCGAUGAAGGGCAAACUGUCUUCUACACCUGUACCAACUGCAAGUUCCAGGAGAAGGAAGACUCUUGA
This is a messenger RNA of Pan troglodytes (chimpanzee), 381 nucleotides long. RefSeq names its product RNA polymerase I subunit H (gene POLR1H). Gene Ontology annotation, cellular component: RNA polymerase I complex. The record is from RefSeq and is marked provisional. NCBI's taxonomy places the organism in Eukaryota, Metazoa, Chordata, Mammalia, Primates, Hominidae. The transcript has 4 exons. Gene Ontology annotation, biological process: termination of RNA polymerase I transcription; DNA-templated transcription. Bases 1 to 381 code for a protein of 126 amino acids. Gene Ontology annotation, molecular function: nucleic acid binding; zinc ion binding.